AUGGAAAACAACUUCACUAUCCCAGACGAUAUGAUGGAAGAAAUUCUGUUAAGAUUACCGGUGAAAUGUCUAUUGCGUUUUAAAUACGUAUGUAAGUCAUGGCUUUCUCUAAUUUCCGAUCCUCACUUUGCCAAAUUCCAUUAUGACCUAGGAGCUGAUCCCACCGACCAACUUCUUAUAAAAAGCUAUUGGGAAACUCAUUCCAGAGACAUAGAAGCAUCACUUUACGAUGAUUCCACGAAAGCAGUCGUUAACAUUCCAUAUCCAUCACCAUCUUACAUUGAUGAAGGCAUUAAGUUUGAGGGUUCAUGCAGAGGAUUUCUACUCGUAACAACCACCGUCGUGUCUUCCGGCAAGGUUGUUUAUUUCAUGAUAUGGAAUCCGUCAACGGGUCUUCGGAAACGAUUUAACAAAGUGUUCCCCACGCUUGAAUAUCUACGUGGCAUUGGGUAUGACCCAUCAACUGAUGACUACGUGGUAGUGAUGAUAAGGUUAGGCCAGGAGGUACAAUGUUUCUCCUUAAGGUCUAAUUCAUGGAGUCGCUUUGAGGGUACUCUUCCAUUCCGGAAGAAUACGUCUGUUACCCAUACCCAUGCUCUUUUAAAUGGGUCAUACUUGAAUGGAGCUCUUCAUUGGUUGGUUUACUCUUAUGAUUAUUAUUUCAAAAUCAUUGCAUUUGAUCUGGUGGAAAGGAAAUUAUUCGAGAUUCCACUGCCACGUCAAUUCGUAGAACAUAGAUGUUGUUUGAUAGUAAUGGGAGGAUGUUUGUGUCUCUUUUGUACAACUUACGUGCCGGCUCAGCCGGCUCAGAUGUGGAUGAUGAAAGAAUACAAUGUGCAGUCAUCUUGGACCAGCACUAGUGUUCCUGAUGCUCCUUAUGGCUUUCAUCCAAUUUGCUUCACAAAAAAUGGUGAAAUUUUGGGAUAUGAGCACGGAGAUAAAAUGUUAAUGAGACUUUCUGACAAAGGCAAGCUGCUUGACAAACGCAGAAGUUUAUGUGAAAAAUUUGUCCUGUAUAAAGAGAGUUUGCUAUCACUCCCUCCCAACUAA
Molecule: messenger RNA, 1050 nt
Organism: Glycine soja
Lineage: Eukaryota; Viridiplantae; Streptophyta; Magnoliopsida; Fabales; Fabaceae
Product: F-box/kelch-repeat protein At3g23880-like
Exons: 1
Coding region: 1-1050 (349 amino acids)
Molecular function (GO): protein binding
Source: RefSeq, a predicted model, not a curated record